AACAAUUCUGAAUAUUAUCCAUGACUAAAAUAGCUUGAAAGCAAAAACAUUAAGCCAGCAUAAAUAAAAGACUUUUGAAAGAGAAUCCAAACCAGAGUUGUCGUAGUAGUAUAAAAAAGACUUUUGGAAGACAACCGAAUACGCUGUCGUUUUCGAAGUAUGUUACUUUCGCUUUUAAUCCCACCCUCCUCCACUUACCGCGAUUCGAUGUUCUUCCGCUAAUCUAGCACCCAAACAUACAAAUCGAAUUAUAAAAUCUUAUAAAUAUAAAAAAAAAUCCAAAUCAGUUAACGAAAACACGGACGCGAAAUCAACGAGUUAAAAUCCACUUUUCUAUCUCCCUCUCGCGUCCGAUCUCCCUUUCUCUCUCCUCUCUACUCAUCCAAAACAAAAACAAAACAAGUCAACUCAUCUUGUCGGAAAAUUGCAUGUCUUAACUGUCCGAGAUGACUAUGACGACGGAGGAGAAACCAGCUUCGGAUGGCCGAGGAGGUUGGGGUUUCUUCAAGAUCCCGUUUCGAAACUCUAGCGGUCGAGGAAACGCCGCAUCGAGUGCCGCCACGUCUCCGUUUCCAUCGUCUUCUUCUUCUACAUCUUCUCAUCUCCAUAACCACCAUCACCACCACAACCACCACAAUCAUCAUCAGCUUGGCUAUAACGGGCCUCAUGGUGAUGGAUCGGGUCAAAAUCAAAACCCGACUCCUUCUCCUUCGGUAUCGUCUGUGGCUAAGUCGUUUCUGCCUACGAAACGCAGAUUGAAGCUUGAUCCGUCGGAGAAACUCUAUUUUCCUUAUGAGCCUGGGAAGCAAGUGAGGAGUGCUAUUAAGAUUAAAAAUACCAGCAAAUCUCAUGUAGCCUUUAAGUUUCAAACAACAGCACCGAAGAGUUGCUUCAUGCGUCCACCGGGUGCCAUUCUUGCUCCUGGAGAGACUAUUAUCGCCACUGUGUUCAAAUUUGUUGAGCCUCCGGAGAAUAAUGAGAAGCCAAUGGAUCAAAAGAGCAGAGUUAAGUUUAAAAUCAUGAGCCUGAAGGUGAAAGGUCCAAUGGACUAUGUGCCUGAACUGUUUGAUGAGCAGAAGGAUGAUGUGUCUAAGGAGCAAAUAUUGCGUGUUAUCUUCUUGGAUCCAGAACGCCCCAACCCUGCACUGGAGAAACUGAAGCGUCAGCUAGCUGAAGCAGAUGCAGCAGUGGAGGAAAGAAAGAAGCCACCAGAGGAAACAGGUCCAAAGAUGAUUGGAGAAGGACUCGUGAUCGAUGAAUGGAAGGAACGCCGAGAGAGAUAUCUUGCACAGCAACAAGGCGAAGGAGUUGACUCUGUCUAAGAAUGAACUAAGAAGAUCCUUCUCAGGACAAAAA
Molecule: messenger RNA, 1356 nt
Organism: Brassica napus (rape)
Lineage: Eukaryota; Viridiplantae; Streptophyta; Magnoliopsida; Brassicales; Brassicaceae
Product: vesicle-associated protein 4-2
Exons: 7
Coding region: 447-1322 (291 amino acids)
Biological process (GO): endoplasmic reticulum membrane organization
Cellular component (GO): plasma membrane; endoplasmic reticulum membrane
Source: RefSeq, a predicted model, not a curated record